AUGGUUCACGCGACCAGUUCUGCUACUACCAUUACGCAACCUAGCAUCAUGGCGGCUAAAAAAGAAACCGAAAAAAAACCCGCCAGGAACUCCAUUAGCACCUCAGUAGUGCAGCAACAACCGAACACUCAGCAACUAUCAACACUACCAGCACCUGCUCUCCAACCGUCUAGUUUCACCGGCCAGAGCUCACUUUCCAUUUCGCGGAAUAAACACUGGAAAUAUAUUUCUUCGUACCAUGGUCCUUGGCUUCAACUUCCCCUCGAGUUGCUUGAUUCGCUAUAUGUUAUCAACACCGAUAACGUUGCUACACCACCGCCUCCCAUUGACCCUAUUAUUUUCGGAAAUUUGAUAUCAAUUCGUCGUCUAGUUGACGAAGCUGCUGACUUGUCUGUACGUGCUGCUUCGGGAAUUUCAACUUCUGGUGGAAGUAUGAGAAAUACAAUGUCUCAUACGCGACAGCAUAGAAUGCGUGAACUUGCUGUAAACAAAUUGGCGCUCGCAUAUCGAAUAGAUGAGAUAGCUACUGCAGUAGUGACUAUGCAGUCGGCGAGUGCUAUUGAUGAAGUAGCUAGUAGAGUAUUAAAGAAGAACGCAACAAAUUUGGAGGCCCUAUAUGUGAAUUUUUUUCAUGAAAAAAUCCCAUCGAGUAGAAUGUUGUCGCAAUCUACAUCCACGGAAGUAUUAGAUCAGAUCAUUGCGGCAUCCCCAAAUACGCCUGAAUAUUAUCGCACACGUGGUGUUGUCAAAUGCUUUAAAGAGGAAUUCGCUGGUGCACUUCGGGAUUUCAAAACAGCGCUUGCACAUAUUAAGCACAAAAAACGGGUGAAUAGCGUUCUUAUGGGUAAGAAAGUAACAAGCCCACUGCAUCAUCAUCAUGGCAAGGAUUCGGAUGAGUGUACAGGCACGGAAAGUCAAUUAUAUUUUCUGCGGGCAGCUUGUUACCUUCAAUAUGCAAUCAGUGUGGUAGACAAAGUUAUCCAAAAAGUUGACAGUGCUGAACGAAAAGAAGCUGAUGGAAAAGGAUCAUAUAACGGAAAAAAAGAUGGGGCUUCGAUUCAAGCACAAAUACCGAAAAUUGAGCAGUAUCGACAAGAAUUUCUGCCGAUAGUACAUCAAAUGCAAACUAUGGCAAGACGUUCUAUUCGAGAUUAUAACCAUUUUCUAUCAUUUUAUCCAAGUCCAUUGCCACCAUUUACGGUAGCCAAUGAUGAGACAGCAUCGUCAAAGGCUAGUAGUCCUACCAUGUCUCGCGAAUCUUCUCCUAAUCGAGGAAUCCAUUUUAAUGUUCACACUACAAAUGAAAAUGAAAAUGAUAACGGUGUGAAUGGCACACAAUUAAUUGAUCACGGUACAAAAAAUGAAAACGGUUCGUCUGUGGUCAAUUGUGGUUUGGAGCCGCCUCAUUCAUACGCCACGUAUCAUCCUCUACUUAUUGAGGCAUGGUAUGCGAUCGCAUUGAAUUACAUCUUACUUGGGGAUAUUCACACCGCUGCUUUAUGGCAUGCUCGGAUCUCCGAGUUGCAUGAAUGUAUUGAAGGAUAUCCAGUUUUCCUGCCAGCGAGAUCUAUGGCCCAGGCAGAUUACAUGGAAAAAUCCAAUGGAAAAGUGAAAAGAAAACCUAAGGAUCUUGGAACUGUGAAUGGACGAAAUGGAGGUAAUAAUUCUAUUGGUCCAGUUAUCGGCAUAGAUGGACAUAAGCAUCAUCCAUGUUGCCCGCUUGCCCCAGGUAACCAUAGUCCUCCCGUUAACAAAGACGCACUUGCUAUUUCCGCAUCCUCUUCUCCGUCUUCCAAUUCCAUCUCUUCGGUAUCUCCUUUAAAUACCACUGCCACACCCAAUUCUGGUAUUACAACAAUUGCUACUGCUGCCGCGGCUGGAUCCAAGAAUUAUCCGUUACACACAGCAAGAUCAGAAUCCUGUUUAAUCUUUUUGAGAGCCAUUGUUUUACGACCAGAUAAGGAUAUGGUAGUUUCCAAUAAUGGCUCCUCUUCCGGUAAAUUUGGACGCAAAGCAAUUGAUUUUUUUCCCUUAAUUUAUUGA
Ambispora gerdemannii is the source of this 2043-nucleotide messenger RNA. Lineage: Eukaryota; Fungi; Glomeromycota; Glomeromycetes; Archaeosporales; Ambisporaceae. The record is from the annotation of a GenBank genome assembly.